Messenger RNA from Branchiostoma floridae (Florida lancelet), 1221 nucleotides. RefSeq names its product Golgi-associated plant pathogenesis-related protein 1-like. NCBI's taxonomy places the organism in Eukaryota, Metazoa, Chordata, Leptocardii, Amphioxiformes, Branchiostomatidae. The coding region runs from base 1 to 507 and encodes 168 amino acids. Gene Ontology annotation, cellular component: extracellular region. The record is from RefSeq and is a predicted model, not a curated record. The transcript is spliced from 5 exons.
AUGGAGUAUGGAAAAACACAAGAUCAAGAAACGAUUGGGGGGCGGGUGGCCAACACAGAUCAAGACUUUCGUGAAGAUUGCCUGAAGUACCACAACCUGUACCGCGCCGAUCACAACGCUGAUGAUCUGACCUGGGAUGAGAGAUGUGCCGAGGAGGCCCAGAAAGCUGCUGAACGACUGAGAGACCGAGGAGAUGGACAAAUGGAGCACACCAGCCGUGCUGGCCGCACCUGGAACGGCAAGGCCCAUGGUGAGAAUCUGGCGUACAUAACUGAUGCCACUCCAGAGACAGUCAUCGAGUACUGGUAUGAGGAGAGGAAUGACUAUAAUCCAGCCAACCCCGUCAGAAGCUUUCGUAAUGAUAAAGUCGGUCAUUUUACUCAGAUGGUGUGGAAGGCGACCAAGAAGGUUGGCUGUGGUCAGGCCGGUGACUUUUUCGCCUGCAUGUAUGAGCCAACUGGAAACCAUCUCUCGACUGCGGCCUUCCGCAGAAACGUUGACCCUUAACUUCACAAAACCCAAUUGAUUUAAACGUAUUUCUUGUAGACGAUCAGCAAUCUCAGAAUACAUUCUGUUACGUACCCACGUUGUUACCGUUCAAUGGGCGAAACUUUGCUUUUAUUCGCCAGAUAUUUGUAAGGCCGUGUUGAGUUGAUUAUAUGGAUGACAUCCGCGCGCGCAUCAAAUUUCGGCCGUUUCCAAAAAAUUAAAAAAAGAAGUUGUAAAUCGUACAAAACAGCUUCAAAAUGCUUUGCAUAAACAAAUAUCAGAAAACUUAUACUACUGUCACAGAAUAUUCAUAGAAGAUGUGAAAGAACAAAAAUGGAGAAUAUGUUGUCUGGUAUACUUUACUCUGUGUGUUCAGUCAUUUGUUCAGCCUUCCUGGCCACAUAGAUAUCAUAAUGAAGGCAACUUUUUUUGGUCAAACCUUUUUUUUAUUCGCAUGCUCGCAUCAGGUUUUGGGUUCCCAGAGGAUGUCAUCCAUAUAAUCAAUUCAACAUGGCCUAAUAGAAGAACAUAUUACAGGUUUGAUAGUUUCUUUUGCCGUCUUCGUCACUAGAGUAGGCAAGCAAAGCAAGGCAAAGUUUUUUUUUAUAUAUCAUUGAAGAGGUCAAGAUCUCAUACUUAAUUCUUAUCUAGGUAUCAGUAGACACUGAGUGUUGUUUUGAUAUUACUAACUACUGCAUUAGGAACUAAGACAAUAUAUGUGGUGCAUCUGGA